GGUCUGGUUAGGUGCCAAAAAAGACCCCCAAAGACGACUGAAUACCGACCACGAAUAAGCCCAAAUCAAAAGAAAGCCCCAGAAGAACCCAUCAACGACAAAACUUUUGAAUUACAGAAGAACAAAACCCUAGAAAAUUACACGUUCUAACAAAAAACCAAUCUACUGAGAAAAACCCCAAAACGCUAGAUCAACACGCCUUUUAAGCGUCGUGUCCACUUUCUCCACCACUCCACUCCACUCCAUUCCAUAUCCCACUCUCUCUCUCUCUCGCUCGAAUUCCAUCUCUUGAGGCCCGGUUUUCUAUCUCUAAGAUUUCCUCUUCCUAUCGAGCCAGGUGGGUUCAAGUCGGCUCCGUGAUGGUCCCGAUCGUCGCGUCGCAGUUAGCGACAGGGCUUGGUGUUUUAGCCGGAGCCAUUUUCGUGAAAUCGAUGCUUGAUCAGAAACCAAUGGCGGGUGGUUGGCCUCGUUGCCCUAGCUGUAAUGGCACUGGUAGGGUUGCGUGCAUGUGUUCUCGAUGGUCAGAUGGCGAUGUAGGCUGCCGGACCUGUGCGGGUUCAGGGCGCAUGGCCUGUAGCAGCUGUGGAGGCACCGGCAAUGGCCGCCCCAUCCCUGCUCCUCUAUCUGUUAGGGUUAAUCGUCCGCCAUGAAAGGGGUGUGUCUCUCUCUAUUAUAUGUUUCUCUCCCUAUAUUUCUCUUUCAAGCUCUUGAAUUUAUAUUUGUUUCUAUGUAAUAUACGAGGGAGGUGAAAUUGAAGUGGGAUUAGGUUUAUCAAAGUCAGUAUCUUGCUGUGAACAUGAAAUUGGUUAUUGAAUGAGAGGGUGAUAUGAAUUUCUUAAAUUU
Molecule: messenger RNA, 843 nt
Organism: Amborella trichopoda
Lineage: Eukaryota; Viridiplantae; Streptophyta; Magnoliopsida; Amborellales; Amborellaceae
Product: chaperone protein dnaJ-like protein
Source: RefSeq, a predicted model, not a curated record